UUAGAUACAGAGAGGUUUUGCAGCGAUGGUCGGAGUGGAGUGGAGUGGAGGUUAGUGAGAGCAUCGAGAGAGAGAGAGAGAGCAGCAAGACAGACAGCACCGCUGCUGCUCUAUCCCGACUCUGCAGCAGCACUCACCUUCUGCUGCUGCUGUGACUCUGAACCUGGCGCUGCUGCUGCCAGCUCCAUCACGCCUCUCUCGCUUGUUCUCUGGACAAUGUUCCCAACGGGGGACUGACUCUACUGCGCUGUCUUCAUUUGCCUCUUAAGAUUCACCUCUCUCUGCUCUAACAGUGCCUCUGCCAUUCGCGCAUUGCUACAGGAACCUUUCGUAGACACUAGGCCCGCAUUGAAUUCUCGGAUCCCAUUGGCUCGACAGUAGUAGUAGUAGUAGUAGUAGUAGUGUGCCUGUAACCUGCCAUGCAGAGCUUGAACUGGCUCGCAUUUUGCAUUAUUUGCGUAGGGGUUGGUCUUCACGGAGUCUCUUCGCUGGACACUGAAGUACGUGGACUGGCCAAGGAAGUGAAGUAAUGAGUGUAUUGGAAGGUAGAGAGUGAGGUUGAGUUGUUUUAGACAGGUUUGUCUUUGCAUUCUGAGAUUCUUUCAUGCUCUACUCUUUGGUGCCGCAAGGAAGUGCUUGUGAAAUCGGAAGCCGUUUGGAAAUCCCUUCGAUGACCGAGAGCGAGCGAGCGAGAGAGAGAGAGAGAGAGAGAGAGAGAGUGAGAGUAAGUGAGUUUGUGUGAGAUCUUGGUAAUUCCAGCCUAAGAGCUCUUUGCUGCGAAUACGUCAUUCGGUAUUAGUCGGUCUGGACAUGCUCAGUCCCGAACAAAUGAAGUCAGUUUGGCGUGUAGGGUAAUCACUCCGUCCCCAAGAACCUUCCGAAACCAGAAACCUGCACAUGAAAAUUCUUGUCCAAGUUCUAGACGUAAAUUACCGAAUUCAAACACCGGUCUCAUGAUCAUUCAUUGAGGAAGUUCAGAAAAUUAUACUACAGAAGACGGUCGAAACUGCAGUUUAUGAACAUGGCAGAAGACAAGGCAGAAGAUCCAACAGAGCUACUUAAAACGCUGGCCGAGAAUCGAACCAUGUUAGAGAAGCAGAUCGGAUGCUUGGCAAGCUUACUACAGCUUUUUAGCCGCCAUCGCACAUUAGCUGGUUAUCGGUGUGGCUCUAAUCGCGCAAGCUCCGUUCACGAGAAAUCAUCUUCCCAUGCCAGUGAUACCCUGGUGCAGGAGGCUGGGAGUACCUUGAAGCAUCGUAGGUCUGAAAGGAAGCAGCUUGGGCCUAAAACGCCAAUAUGUACGGAAAAUGCGUCUGUGGAAGCUCGGUCACUUCUCGACAAGGACGAUAUUCUUUCUGAAGCAGCAACUCCUUCCCGGCUUUCCUUCUACUUUGAAAACCAGCCUGCGAAAGCCUCACCGAGGAGAGCAUCACCCAAUCACUCCCCAGUGCACCACCAAAUUCAACGUGUGUUCCCUUCUCAGCGUAGAAUGUCUUUAGAUAGGAAACCUUCCUACGAAGGUUUUGCGAUGUCACCUAAUUCCUCUCUCAUUCAUAAUGUUGCGCGGAAUUCGUUGAACAGAGAGAAACCGCGAGUGUCAGUGGAUAACUCUAACAGAGAGGUGAUGGCUGGUCUAAUUCGGUUGAAGAACUUGGCUAGAUCACGCUCAGUCGGUGGAAGAAAUGCAUACCCUAGGACAUACACGGAGUUUCCAAGGUCAAGUUCUUUGCAUGCUCAAAAAAGUCUUGGAGUUCACAGCGAUAGCAUUGAAGACUCCCCAGGUUUCCUAGCAAGAGAGAGGAUAGCUUCGAACCUCACACAGUUGCGACGCUCCGUUGACAUUUGCGAGAUUCCUAGACUGACUGUGGAAUUAGAGGAAGGCCCGGGCGUUGGUUCUUCCAAUGAGAGGAGGCAAAAGUUCAUUGACUAUGUAAAUUCAGAAUUAAGGAACCCUCACAAUCAUGAGAGAGAAGCUGUUGAACAAGUAACAUUGAAUUUGAAAAAAUCUCUUCGUUCACUUAAUGUGAAAGAGACCUAUCGGGCUUUUCAGAAAGAGAAAGCUAACAUUCGAAGAUCACUCAUUGAUGGUGAUCACCGAAGUUCGCCUCAAGCCUCUGUUGCAUCAAGGCUUGAUGGAAGGUCACCGCAGAGGGAGCCAUCGGUUCCACGCGACGACUUUGAAGGCAGGCGUGGAGGUCCAAACGUUGUUGCACGAUUGAUGGGACUAGAGGAAUUUUCUUCCCCUCCAUCUCGGGAGCCCAAAGAAGCAGGAUCUAUUGGCAUGGUUUCUAAAUGUCCGUCUCCGGACACCAGGCUUGGAGGGUGCGAUGCUUAUAGACAUGGUCAAUCAAGAGAAAGAAUUCUGAUGCCGAAACAUUGUCUAAUGGAUGGCAUGCCUUUUCCCAUGCAACAGCAAGAAGCUCUCGAAGCUUUGAAGAGCAAGCAUACUACAUCUGUAAAACAACUUGACAAGGAAUGCCCGUUGCCGAGCGUGCAAGUGUGCAAGUAUCCAACGUCCUCUCACGAAGCUCUUCACGCUGGUAUCAUACAACUACAACAGCUGCGGUUCUGGAACGCAAUGGAAGAGCGUGAUACUCUAAACCAAAUCCUGGGAACCUUACAAUUGAAGGGAUUAUUACAUUCGCCUCAAAGAAAGAGCCGGGAAGCAGCGAGUAGGGUGACAAGCAGCAGCCCCACACCAGCAUGCACUGACCAUGACAAUGCUCUUGACAAUCCAGCACCUCCUGAAUAUGGGAGGCUAAAGUAUCAAAGCAGAAAGUCGACUUCAGAUAAGCACGACGGGACCAUAGUCAUUAUGAAACCCUCUCAGACGAAAAUAGACGAUGCUUCUCCAAACAAAGUUGCAGAUUGUAAAUCUAAUAGAUCUGAAAGUUUUGGGGGGUCGGAAGCAACAACAAGCACUCGUUUCAGCGUCGAGGACGGAGGACUACCGAAAUCUGGUCGUGGAAGGUCGAGAAGCCCUGUGAGAUCUUCAAUAGCUCAACCGAGAAUGAACGACGAUGCCCAGUCAGAAAGUCCGUCGCUGCGACAUCCUUCAUGCGGAGAAGGUUGUCAAUCUCAGAAGGUCUGCCUCUCUGUCAAAGCAACAUCUGGCCAAAGCAAUGCUCGAUCGCGAUCGCCACAAAUGACACAUUUUCAAGGUCAUGCUUCUCAUUUGAGAGAUAAAAAAGAAUCCAAAGCAGCCCUGGUAACAGUAAGGGGCCAGUCUCCUAGGAUGUUGAAGAAAGAUGCGGGCUCAGAUAAGAAGAACAGCAGGGCACAAACUGCGAAGGUUUCAGCUGAAGUUGUUAGACUUAGUCGGCAAUCAAGAGUUCCGGGAAGGGACUUGUCCCCACCGCCUCGAAGAUCUUCGCCACUCGUGGGACAUCAUAUCGAGGACAAAAAUACAACAGAGAACAUUUUAGAAAAGACUAAGCCAGUAGAAGAAACAGUUGCCGCCACACAAGCGGUAACUCUAAAAGAAACCCACUGGCAGGAUUGGAAAAAAGAAUGCCAAGCAAGAGUGACUGCAGGAGGAGCAAUGGACCAAAGCGCAGUUAGUGGGAAUCACGAUCCAUGCGUCGAUCGCCAUACUUUGAUCAGUUCUCCAGCGAGGAUAAGAGCAAAGCUGCAGACAUUAAAAGAUCAACAAUUCCAGCUGAAGGGUCCUUCCGAUGUCGAGGAUUCUAAUGAAAUGAUGACGCCUAGAGGUUUUUCAGUGGAAAAAACUCGGGCUCUUGAGAAACAGCAAGGUCUUGAAGGCUGUGAGCAACUAAGUCCCGUGUCGGUUCUGAACAAGAGUAUUUUCGAGGAGGAAUGCAGUCCGAGUCCUACAGUCACAGUUGUUAUUGAAGAUACUUACGAACCUAAGGAAUGUGGCCUUAAAACAAGAGUCGAGAAUUCCGACCAGACUGCGAUCACCUCAUCGACGUCUGUUGAAAUUAAACAUGUGACUCAUGUACCUCCUCCGGAAUAUUGUGAUCAUCACGACCUGCCUGCUGAAAUACGACCUCCAUUAAACACCAGUGUCAUGCGCGACCAUAGUGCCACGCCUUCAUCGAGCAGAGACAACCUAGACAGGGAUCUCGCAGACGUGCUUCUAAUGCUUUCAGGAGUCGAGAAGGCGAAUUGGUUGAGCGACACGUUUUCCUCCGGAUUGUUGCAGGAUUUCGAAGGGAAUGACCAUGAACGGGCCACAGGUCUUGAACCACCUGGAAAUGCUGAUCUCUUCAGCAAGUGCCACCGACAGGCCCUAUUCGAUUUUACUUUAGAAUUGUUGACAACGAAGAUGACUGAGCACGAGAAUUUCCUGCCAUGGAUCAACCCAGCUUGGGCGGGUACAGGGCAGCAGCUCAAGAAACAAACCCUAGCAGAUGCAAUAUGGAAAGAACUGAAAGAGUUUCCAAGUGCUGCAUACAAUGACGAAUGUGAAAUCGUGAAAGGCAUUCUACAAGAGAAUUUAGGCUCGCGAGGUCCCAAAUGGACCGACUUUCAAGCUGAAGUAGGUGAAGUUGGCGUGGAAGUGGAGAAGAUGAUCUACAGGGAUUUGAUGGAAGAGGUGAUGAGGGAUCUAAAAUACUCGAGCUCGUGCAGAUACCUGUCCAGGCUCUUCGAAGCCGGCAGCGGCCCUCGUCGACAACUGUUUACUUAGAGAACGCUUUUGCCAUCAAUUUUUGUUCAAUUUGUGAAAAAUGGAGAGACAUGGGAUGAGUUGCAACUUGAAAUAACAGCUCAAUCGCCCGUUCUCUUGACAAGGACUCAUUUCAUAAUUCAAAAUAUGUUUUCACUUCAGAAAAACCUGAAGCUCAA
This is a messenger RNA of Physcomitrium patens, 4809 nucleotides long. RefSeq lists its product as uncharacterized. The record is from RefSeq and is a predicted model, not a curated record. NCBI's taxonomy places the organism in Eukaryota, Viridiplantae, Streptophyta, Bryopsida, Funariales, Funariaceae. Gene Ontology annotation, biological process: regulation of monopolar cell growth.